AUGUUUAAGCUUCUUUCCUUUGCUAACGCCCCGGCGGUGGUGCGAGCCAAUCAGAAGGACUCGUAUUUCGAGUCCAGCCUGCUGAAGCAGCUCACAGAGCUCGCCAAGGCCGUCAAGGGCACCCGGUUUGUCCACAAGUGUCCGGAGGAGUUGCGCACACUGGCCACGGCGUUGUACCUGUGCUUGACCACGCUGGUGGGGUCCAAGACGCUGGGCGAAGAGUACGUGGACCUGGUCUACGUGGGUCGCAACGGCAGACGAUUGCCGAAGUUUGUCUCGCGACUGGGGUUUAUCUUGGCCUAUACACUGUUCCCCUACGGAGUACGGAACCUGUUGCAGAAACUCAAGUCGGGCAAAGGCCGGCUGUCCGAGCUGGCCUCGAAACUGAACUACGUGAACCUUGUUGACUUGAUGAACCUGCACCUCGCAGUGUUUUACUUCUCGGGCAAGUACUACCAUUUCGCUAAAAGACUGUUUGGCCUGCGGUACGCUUUUGGCUACCGGGUCGACCAGAACCAACGCCAGGCCAGAGGCAAUUACGAGCUGCUUGGGUUACUGAUUGUCGCGCAAGUCGUGUUUAAGAACUACUCGAACUUGAAAGACUUUUGGGACAAACAAGAGACUGCCCCGGAAACUGGAGACCUCGUGUACGGCUACAGAGAGCAAAAAGAUCCGGUGAUCGAUCUCGCAGAUCCGGGAGUGUUGCCCUACAUCCCCGAGAACUCGCGCACAUGCAUGCUGUGCCUGUCGCUGAUGAAGGACCCGGCCUGCGGCGAGUGCGGCCACGUCUUUUGCUGGACGUGCAUUCACGACUGGGUCAAGGAGCGCAAAGAGUGCCCGCUAUGUCGGGCAGACAUGCGCGAGUCCCAGCUACUACCGCUUAGAUGA
Messenger RNA from Ogataea philodendri, 888 nucleotides. RefSeq lists its product as uncharacterized. The record is from RefSeq and is a predicted model, not a curated record. The transcript has a single exon. Gene Ontology annotation, molecular function: zinc ion binding. NCBI's taxonomy places the organism in Eukaryota, Fungi, Ascomycota, Pichiomycetes, Pichiales, Pichiaceae. The coding region runs from base 1 to 888 and encodes 295 amino acids. Gene Ontology annotation, cellular component: peroxisomal membrane. Gene Ontology annotation, biological process: protein import into peroxisome matrix.